Pygocentrus nattereri (red-bellied piranha) is the source of this 7169-nucleotide messenger RNA. RefSeq names its product G protein-coupled receptor 173 (gene gpr173). The coding region runs from base 1391 to 2554 and encodes 387 amino acids. The transcript is spliced from 2 exons. Gene Ontology annotation, cellular component: plasma membrane. Gene Ontology annotation, molecular function: G protein-coupled receptor activity. Lineage: Eukaryota; Metazoa; Chordata; Actinopteri; Characiformes; Serrasalmidae. Gene Ontology annotation, biological process: G protein-coupled receptor signaling pathway. The record is from RefSeq and is a predicted model, not a curated record.
GGGCCAGCUGGAAGUUCGCAUCAGUCGAGCCGAACGGAGUCGAGCGUUUCCGAAAGCACCCGAGCGCCGGAGGCUGGGCGAGCACACGCUCUCCCCCGCUCACCGCGCAAAAACAACCGUUUCGUUUCUCCUCCUUUUACGUUUUCCUUCUCCAUCCGGCUCCAUCCCGCAUGUCGUGAUCGCCGCGGACGGCCAUGAGGAGGAGUACUGGCUCUUUCCGCGAGUUCUCCACCCAAACAGACGCGUGUGUUUAGGUAUAUAGGGCGCCCGUAGGAUGAGGAUGCCAGAGGACGAGCCUGAGCGGUGAAGACACGCGCAGGGCUGAUGCCUGAUCCCAUCAGACGGAUUAAGUUCGGCACAAGAUGGGCCGAAAGGUCCGAUAAGAGAAACGUGCGUAGCUACAACGGCCGAGAUUCCAGCGAGACGAAGAGGAAAGGCAGAGAGGAACAGAGGAGCAGCAGCAGCAGCAGCCCUGCGCCGCGCCGCACAGCCCCCUGUUAGCCAUAUCCAGUCUCCAGUCUCUCUUUCCGAACGCAGUCCUGCGCACCUGACCACCACACCGAGCCUCUAUCAGUGGAUUAUUUAUCAGGGCUCUCCCAUAAACAGGCAGCAGCUCCGUGCCCCGAUCUGGCAAGGCUCCAUUUAUUUAUUUCAUUGUGCCGCGGCUGUGGAGGGGAAUUAUAGCUACUGUUCGAGGCUCGCGCUGGCUUUAUGGAAAACCCGGAGACAUGACAUGCACACGAAAAAAGAGGAAACGAUAUUUCUCGCUUUCUGAAACCCGUGUGCACGUAAGCUAACCGAAUUACUACACACGGCGUUUCGCACGGACUUCCAUCAUGAACCUGGCUUUGCGUUACAUUGCUCUCCACGGACGUAACCAUCCUGUGCAUUAAUUCAUUAAUUAAUUAAUUUAUUCAUUCAUCUAAUCCUUCUGCUCUCUGCUACUUGGCAAAGGACGUGAAAUCGAUCUUGGAUUACCGGUUGGAUUCAUGUUGGAUCCACUGUGUGAGGUGUGUCGGUGCCAAAAGACACAUUUCCCCCCCUUUUCUGUGUUUUCGAGGCUUGCUAACCGCAACAAGCUCCCGUUCAGGCCCACAGCCGAAGUCAAAGCCAUUGUCUCGGAUAAAGGCUUGAGGAGGACUCCAGGUGUGAGAGGAGGAGACAAAAGGAAGCAGUUUUGAAAAGUAGCUCCAAAGAGAACUGAGCAAAAUGGGGCAAUGCAGAACCAGCUUCUCCUGUUCUAUGUGAGACAACAACAAGAGGCAACCACGAAGACGAAAGACAGCUCAGCCGGAGGAGGCGGAGGAGGAGGAGGGGGAGGAGGUGAUAGAAAAGGAGGAGUUUGUUCCAACGGAGAGGAAGAAGCUCUGCAGUCAGAGCAGAAAGAGGGAUGGCCAACGGAAACGAGAGCAGUGAUGGGCCCAGUAACCCCCUGGCAGCAGUUGUGGCUACCACAGGUGGAAUGGUGGGUGGAGGGCCUUCCUCGGCUGUGUCCACUUAUGUUAAGCUUGUCCUUCUAGGGCUGAUCAUAUGCAUCAGCCUUGUGGGCAACCUAGUGGUCUCUCUACUAGUGUUAAGGGACAGGGCCCUACACAAGGCCCCAUACUAUUUCCUGUUGGACCUCUGCUUGGCUGACACCAUUCGAUCUGCAGUCUGCUUCCCCUUUGUAUUAGUGUCCAUCAAGAAUGGCUCAGCCUGGACCUACAGUGUACUCAGCUGCAAGGUGGUGGCUUUUAUGGCUGUGCUCUUCUGCUUCCAUGCCGCCUUCAUGCUGUUCUGCAUUAGCGUUACACGGUAUAUGGCCAUUGCACAUCACAGGUUCUACUCUAAGCGCAUGACCUUCUGGACCUGCGUUGCUGUGGUGUGUAUGGUCUGGACACUAUCAGUUGCUAUGGCUUUCCCACCUGUCUUUGAUGUAGGUACCUACAAGUUCAUCCGUGAAGAAGACCAGUGCAUUUUCGAACAUCGCUACUUCAAGGCUAAUGACACACUGGGCUUCAUGCUUAUGCUGGCUGUGCUGAUCCUGGCCACUCACGUGGUCUACAUGAAGCUCUUGCUCUUUGAGUAUAAACACCGCAAAAUGAAGCCCGUCCAGAUGGUUCCAGCCAUCAGCCAAAACUGGACCUUUCAUGGGCCUGGAGCCACUGGCCAGGCGGCCGCCAACUGGAUUGCAGGAUUCGGACGGGGCCCAAUGCCACCUACCCUGUUGGGCAUCAGGCAGAACUUGCACAACCAGAACCGACGGCUGCUUGGCAUGGAAGAAUUCAAGGCAGAGAAGCAGCUUGGCAGGAUGUUUUACGUGAUCACCUUGUUUUUUCUGGUGCUGUGGUCACCAUACAUUGUGGCCUGUUACUGGCGGGUCUUUGUGAAGGCAUGUACCAUCCCACACCGAUACCUCUCCACUACGGUAUGGAUGAGUUUUGCCCAGGCAGGGGUAAACCCCAUUAUCUGCUUUUUCCUCAACAAGGACCUGAAGAAGGGUCUGCUGGCCCACCUGCCUCCCUGUUGUAGAACUAAACCUCAACUACCCCGUGAGCCUUACUGUGUCAUGUAAAGACAAAUGUUCAUUCGUUUUCUUUUCUUUACUAUUCUUUCUCUUGGUGUGGGUGACAGUUCAACAGUAAGAAAGGUUUAAAGGUAUUUGAUGAAGGCAUGAGGGACAUUUUUUGUUACUGUGGCCUUUGAUGCAGUGGCGUGAUGCUUUAAAAAGGUGCGUAACAUGGAAAAAAAAAAGCAUCUGCUGUCACCUAAAUGUUCUAUCUUCUUUUUUCUUGCUGAUUUUUAAGGGAAAGGUUUCUGGGCAAAAAUGUGAAUCACUAAAUUAUAUAUAAACAGUCCUGAAUGCUGUUUACCACAAGCAUGAGGGUGCUAUCCUUAAAAACAGGGGGUAUAAUUAUAAUAAAAAAAAACAAAAAAAACAACUGUGUUCAUACCAAACCAAUUAUUUUAAAUGACCAAUUGUAUGAGGAUUGAAUCACAAAUGGCCAAAUGUGACUGAUUCUGUAAAAAUAAACACCUCUCUUUAAAAAUAAACACCUCUAGUGAUAUCACGUGUCAACUAUCAAACCCUUUAAUUGGGCCUGAAGACUUUUAUUCAGCCAGAUAUAUAUAUAUUAGUUAUCAAAACAUUGUUAAUUAACAGCAGAAAUCUACACUCUUCGCACAGCAUUAUUUUAAGGACCAAUUACUGAAGUGCAAAUUGUGCUGAAAUUUUGAGGUAUAUUUUGUGCAUGCAUGUUAUGUUUAAGGAGAAAACGAUGUAUGCAGUCUCCAUGUAAAGCUAAUGCUGAAAGCUUAAUUUGGCCAAAACUGGUACAUUUAUGUUAAUUUUUGGAUUGUCCAAUUAGAAUAAAUAAUAGAAAAUGGGCCGAUUCUCUUAGACGUUACAGAUUAAAGAACAAGAAAUGGUGUUUUUUUGUCUGCUACGUGCACCAAAGACAUCAUUGAUCUGAAGGAAGUAGUUGAAGCUGAUGUCAAAUUCAGUGCAUAAUCACAUUUGGCUCUUAUCUUUAACUGCUUUAAUUAAACGUUCUGCUGUAAUGGCUUAUUGUAUUUAUUUAUUUGUCUUUUUUCAGCUCUAUUUAUAAAUUAAUUUUCACUAAUGAAAGUAAAAAUAUUUCAUUACAAUGCAGAAAAUUACUAAUGCCCUCAAAGUUUAUUUGCCUGAAUCUAGGAACAUGAGCGGUGUCUUGUUAUUAAAACAGAAGAGUUACUGAGGAGGUAGCAUGAAAAAUGUACAGCAUUGUAGUUGAUGUCCUCAAAUGUUUUCAAAUUUAGUACAACAUAACAUGAGUUGACAAAAAAAAGGAAAAAAAAAAGAAAAACGGUGUCGCAAGUAUUCAGAACUUUCGGUUGCCAUUGACAUGACAUGGGCUGAUGACCGAGACGGAGGCAAUGUAGUUAAUUGUUAUUUCUUUUUUCCUUGGGUCAACUAUUUAGAUAAUCAUAAUCGUCACGCCACAGGAAAAAGAUAAAGGUACUUGAAUCUGGAAUAACUGGGUGAAAAUCAGCAUUGACCUUACAGAUAAUACUAUAUAUUAUGAAAUAUGAAACUACCAGAGAAGGAGGUGUCAUUGCAUGAUAUGCUAGUUCAUUUGAAAUUUUCAUACCAAUUACAUUCAAAAGCCAUGGACAUGACAGAAUCAACAUAAUGCAAGAUAUAGUGUAGACUGAGGAAUAAGGAGGGAGCGACAACAGUUUGGAUUGAGAGACUGGAUUAAUACCUUAGUGAAAGGUCAGAUUAUGGGAAAAGAGUUUAUUAAUAGGCUUCACUGGUUGACUGAGUUGUUAGAAUACAGAUACAACGUAAGACUGAAAUAUCAAAUAACGAUCGCGAACAGUGCUUGAACAGAGGAAAAAAGACCGUUUAACAUCAAUUUCUUUUGUUUAUGAUCAUUUAAACUAAUAUUCCAUAAAUAAGUAUUACUGUAAGUAUUAGUUGAUCUAAGUGAAGGAUUUGGGGAUGGGGUGGACAGGGGUUAAAAUAAUUUGCCUGAUAGUAUUUUGCACACAUCUUCAGAAAUUGUUGAUCAGUGAGAUGUUUUGUGGAGAUAAUGCUGACUUGAAGCGGAAUGCUGAUCGAUAUAGGCAGGGACACUAAGAUUGUAAUAUUUAACGAAUGUUACAGAGAGCAGACAAUUGGGAUCUUUCGCGCGAGACAGUCUUCAGAUUGUUGGAGGUGUUCUAACUCCUUCCUGCUCCAUUUUUAGCAACGAAAAACAGAAUAACAAAAAUGAACCAACAGCUACACCAACAACUUAAACUACUGAAAAGGGGGAUAAUGAUUCUUUCUGUUAUCUGCAUUUACUGCCUUACUCUAUUGUCAUGGUUUGAUGUUACUGAUGUUAAGGAUGAUUUAACAGCUGUAUGCCUCUACAGACACUGAGAAAAACAAAAAGAAUGCUGGGGAAAAUUACACUGUGUCUUUGACUAUUGGAGGACAUUCUUCACUCCCCUUCACAACCACACAAACUGAGGUCGGGAAGAAAAAAAAGCAUCAGGAGGGCGAUAAAUAGCUGGAGAAAAAAUGGCCAAAUUGUGACACUGGAGUGUACAAUUUUGCACAGUUCAAUGGAAAGACUUGAAUGCAAAAAAACUUGAUUUCCUGUGGAAUUAAAAGGAACUUCCUUGAUUCUUGUGGAUUUCAUUAAGACAUUUUUGUUUUUUGUUUUUUUGUUUCUUCUUCUUCUUCUUCUUCUUCGUAUCUUUUGGGGGUAGGGGGGAAGGAGACAGACACAGGUUGGCAGUAUUGUGUAUUCUUAUGUGGAAAGGAUUGGAGAAAGAAGAACAAGCACUCACAUUGGUGUUUGGGAGGGAGGGCUUGUGGGUGGGCGAAAAGGGAGUGAUUUUUUUGUAAUGAGCAAAAAUGCCUGGUAGAACAUUUUUAGUUGCUUCAGGCAACCUAUCUUUUGUAAAAUAACUGUGACCUCUGUGCGAUUUCCUGUGUAUUAUAUGGACUAUGGACUAACUACAAGAAAGGGGAGAGGGAGGGACUCUUGGUCAUCAUCUUUUUACUGCGCAUGUGUGAGUGAGUGAUUAUGCUGAGUAUGAAUGUGGGAGAGAACCAGGAGGACUGUGGAUGAAGCCACAUACAGUGUGUUAUGGUGAGCAAAGGACUGCCUGAUGAAAAACACAUAACUUCUGCAGUUGAUCAAGUUUGCUUUCCCAAAAAAUGUUUGUCCUGCCGUAAUAUUGGGAUCAAAUGGACGAAACACAUACAGAGUCAGAGACAUCUCUAAAAGAAGAGAAACAUUUGAAAUAAAUCAGCUGAGACAUGGUACAGUAGUGUGUGGAAAGUUGAGCCAAUAAUUUAGUAAUCUAAGCUACCACCUGCUUUCACUGGACAUAAUUAGGCUUCUGUGGAGGCAGUAUUAAUAUGAACUAGUCACAGAACUGCCACCUUGUGUAAAGUGGGCAGCAUGCAGCAGAUCUGAUUCUUCUCACUGGGUUGAAGAAGAUGUGAAUUACCACUGAGGCAUAGCUAAAGUAGUAGCUCAGUGAUGUACAGCUCUAUACCCCAACGCCCAUAUGACAUAUCUGAAGUAACACCUCUUUGAAGACAGGUUACUGUCUCAUUUGAGAUCUAUAGUCCGCUUUAAAGCACCCAGUACAUGACAAUGGUAGCUGCUUCAAGGCUGCAAGCUGUGCUAUUCCCAUAACCGUUAUCUCCUAUUGUCUGCCAAUGUCAUUGUCACACUGAUUACUGAAAAUAAAUGAAAGAAUAAUUGAAAUGCAAAUGAACAGACAGAAAUAUCAUGCACAAACGAAUGUUGAUAUGCUGGCUUUGCUUCAGUUUUCAAACAGGGUUAAGGCUAAUACAGCAUUUGGGGUGGGAUCUCUGAAUAUCUCUCUUGGACUAAAUUACCAUAUGAGAAUCCCUUUCAGCCUAAGCACUAGGCUUAACCUGCAUCUGUCCAUGAGACCAGUAGGUUUUAGCCAUUCAACCAAAAGUACGUCCGUUUUUAAUGUCACGGUGGGAUUUUCAGUAGAUAAUAAAUAAAAAAUUGCCAGCAAAAUCAUUCAAGAAUCAUACUGUGAUAUGAAACAAACAUUGUUUGUGCAUUAUUUUUGAGGUAUAUAUCUUCAUAAAGGCCUAAAUAUUCUAAUAUGACACUAUACAUCGCACAUUUUAAUUUGAAAACCAGCCUGUCAGCAUGUCUUUAUCUUCGUAUCUGUUAAGUGCCUAUUUUGAUCUGUUUAUUUCAAAGAUGCUUUUAUAUUUCUUUUAACUCUCCAGAUAUUUGUCAUUGAUAGUGCCUAAUAUGCAUCCAUAUCUCACGGAAUCAAUAUCUCAAUAAAACACAGGCAUAUACUUUAAACGACAAUUUCUUAGUCCUUACACAGACUUAACAAAAGUGAAAGUAAGAACAAAAGGCUUGACAAACAAGCCCACACUGCUUGGUGAGCAACGGACUAAACGUACGUGUUAAAGUUCCGUUCAUUAAACUAAAAAUAAAAUCCUUCUUCAAUCAACUUCAAAUACUUCUUUGAUCAACUCAGAAAUUGUUUUUUUUUCAUGAGUGCAUAUUGUAUGAAAAGAAAAAAAAAGGACAAAAUGAGAGAAUAUCAAGCUGGCUGUCAGAUUGAGCUGUCGUGUUCUGUAAAUUAAAGGGUUUUUUCCCCCCAACACAACAAUAAAAGUUUACUUUUGUUGCGUUUUUGACUGUUAA